GGUUAGAACUUUGCAGAGUCCGGGAUGUGCGGGGCGAGGCCGCUGAGGACUUGAUUCAUCUUCUCUACCCUUCUCCCCUACUCCCCAUCCACUGGGCUCCAGGCCUCCAGCUGUCAGUCCCCGAUUUCGUGGCAAGGUGUGGCGACCCCGAUUUCUGUUUGCAAGCACAGCCAGCAGCCCAAGAGCCAGGUCCCAAGGCUGGAUAUCUUUUGCCUCGGCUGCUAGCCCGGGCCUCAGAGUCUUGAGUGCAGGAGACUGAGCGGAGGCCGGAGCCAAGCUCAGGGCGCCAUGGCCGACCGGCCGGCGGCGGGUCCGGCGGCCGGAGACUGGGAGAUCGACGUGGAGAGCCUGGAGCUGGAGGAGGACGGCCGCGGGCCGCCGCCGCCGCCUACGCCGCCCGGGCCCAGCCCGCCGUCGGCCGACGGGGAUGGCGAGGACGACGAGGACGAGGACGAGGACGCGGAGGCGCAGGCCUCCCCGGCGCCGGCCGGGCUUCCGGAGCGCGGCGCAAACGCGAACGCUGGCGGCGGCGCGGAGCCGCGCAAGCUCAGCCGCACGCCCAAGUGCGCGCGCUGCCGCAACCACGGCGUGGUGUCCUGCCUCAAGGGCCACAAGCGCUUCUGCCGCUGGCGCGACUGCCAGUGCGCCAACUGCCUGCUGGUGGUGGAGCGCCAGCGCGUCAUGGCCGCCCAGGUGGCGCUCCGGAGGCAGCAGGCCACCGAGGACAAGAAGGGGCUUCCCGGGAAACAGAAUAAUUUCGAACGCAAAGCCGUGUAUCAGAGGCAAGUCAGGGCACCCAGUUUGCUGGCCAAAAGCAUUUUAGAAGGCUACCGCCCCAUUCCAGCCGAGAGUUAUGUGGGAGGGAGCUUACCCCUACCUCCCCCGGUAAGUGACCGGAUGCGGAAAAGGCGGGCCUUUGCUGAUAAAGAGUUGGAGAACAUUAUGCUGGAGAGAGAAUACAAAGAGAGGGAGAUGCUGGAAGCGUCCCAAGCUGCUGCCUUGUUCCUGCCCAACCGCAUGGUGCACGGACCUGAAUAUAACUCUUACAAAAGUGCCUAUAGCCCCACCCCAGUGGAACCGCCAAACAAAGACUUCUGCAGCUUUCUGCCCACCUGCCUUGAUCUAACCAUGCAGUAUUCAGGGUCUGGGAAUAUGGAACUCAUUUCUUCCAAUGUCAGUGUGGCCACGACUUACAGACAGUAUCCCUUGUCCUCGAGAUUUUUAGUUUGGCCCAAGUGUGGCCCCAUCAGUGACACUCUUCUCUAUCAGCAAUGCCUGCUGAACACCACCACCUCCGUUCAAGCCCUGAAACCUGAGGCCAGUUGGGACUUGAAGGGGGUGCGAGUCCAGGAUGGACUUGUGGCAGAACAAGACAUGAUGCCCACCAAACUAGAAGGCUCACUGCUGCUGCCUCAUGCUCCGGAGGUCCAGGCCUCAAGAAGUGACCUUCAGGGUCACCAGACCGUCCCCGAGAGGUCUGCAUUCUCCCCACCCAGACGGAAUUUCUCUCCCAUUGUUGACACGGACUCCCUGGCAGCUCAAGGGCACAUCUUAACCAAGAUCAGCAAAGAAAGCACCAGGCACCCUCUGCCACUUAAGCAUAAUCCAUUCCACUCAUUAUUCCAGCAAACUCUUAAUGACAAACCUGGUCCUGAGUUGAAAACACCAUUUGUCAAAGAGGCCUUUGAAGAGGUCCCUAAGAAACACAGAGAGUGUUUAGUCAAGGAGAACCAGAAGUACACAUUUACAAUAGACAGAUAUGCCAAAGACCUUUUCGUAGCCAAACAAGUUGGAACAAAACUCUCUGUGAAUGAACCGCUGUCAUUUUCUGUUGAGUCUAUUCUUAAGAGGCCUUCAUCUGCCAUCACUCACGUCUCUCAGUGAAAGGCUGCUUACCCGGAAAGCUGGAAUUUCUGCCAUCUCAGAGGGUCCUUAUCAGUUGCUAAUUUUUUUUUUUAAGAAAAAAAGCUAAGAUGUUUGUAUAAAGAAAUUUCUAAUGUAAAUGGUGAUGAUUUAAAAAAUUAUAUCUAUUCAUAUGCAUGUACUUUUUCUCACAUAAGUAUAUUUAAAGAUGGAAAUUGCUUAUGUGCAAAAUGUAAAGUUCCAUACUUUACACAGCAUUUCAAAAAGCAAUAAAGUUGACACUGUCUUCUAAAAGACCCAGUAUUUGCAGAAGCACCUAGUUGUCUCUGUCUAGAUGA
This is a messenger RNA of Ailuropoda melanoleuca (giant panda), 2201 nucleotides long. It is a transcript of the gene DMRT2, whose product is annotated as doublesex and mab-3 related transcription factor 2. The record is from RefSeq and is a predicted model, not a curated record. Lineage: Eukaryota; Metazoa; Chordata; Mammalia; Carnivora; Ursidae. Gene Ontology annotation, biological process: sex differentiation; regulation of transcription by RNA polymerase II. Gene Ontology annotation, molecular function: RNA polymerase II cis-regulatory region sequence-specific DNA binding; DNA-binding transcription factor activity, RNA polymerase II-specific. Gene Ontology annotation, cellular component: nucleus. Bases 289 to 1884 code for a protein of 531 amino acids. The transcript is spliced from 4 exons.